This is a messenger RNA of Lolium perenne, 525 nucleotides long. NCBI's taxonomy places the organism in Eukaryota, Viridiplantae, Streptophyta, Magnoliopsida, Poales, Poaceae. The record is from RefSeq and is a predicted model, not a curated record.
AUGCGGGCAGCCCGCACCGCUGGCGACCCAAGGGACACGGCGAAGUCAUCCCUCCCACGUGCCAAGCCGGCGCGGGAAGUCCCAAGCCACACGCGACAGCCUAAGCCGGCACGGGAGCGUCGGCGGCGGCCGUGGCCGCAGCCGGCCGCCCCCAAGCCGGGACCAGGAGCACGACUCCGAGCAGCCAGACACGAGAGGCGUCCGGCUCGGACCAGAAAACCGACAUCCGGCGCCGGCCGGCCCACUCCCGGUUGGGCCAGCAGCGUCGAGCCGGCCGAUGCCCAGAACGCAUCGACCGGCUCUGCCUGUCCCCGCAUCGUGGAAGAGGAGAUCCCAGCCGGCCCCAACUGCUUCGGCCCGCGGAUCUGGCCGAGCCAAUCAUUGAAGGCUUCGUGCUACCCGGGGACACUCCCUAAGUGCGACGGUACCACCAAGCCGAAGGACUGGCUGCUCGACUACACCACCACGGUCGGUAUCUCCCGCGGCAACAAGCGGCGGGCCGUGCGCUAUUCCCCCUCAUGCUAA